Styela clava is the source of this 5582-nucleotide messenger RNA. RefSeq lists its product as uncharacterized. NCBI's taxonomy places the organism in Eukaryota, Metazoa, Chordata, Ascidiacea, Stolidobranchia, Styelidae. Gene Ontology annotation, cellular component: ciliary basal body; centrosome; centriolar satellite. Gene Ontology annotation, biological process: microtubule anchoring at centrosome; protein localization to centrosome; non-motile cilium assembly. The record is from RefSeq and is a predicted model, not a curated record.
UUAAAAGCUAGGUAUCAGAGUGCCUAAAACUAGGAACUGAGAAAUGGCGACAAAAGGCUCGCCUGGCAGUUACAAGCGAUAUAAUGGUUUUCCGAAGAGUACGUACACUGAUAGAACCAGGAGUAUGUUGACAUCAACUGGACCUAAAUCGAACAGCGCAAUGUCAACACGAACAUACUCUCGAAUCAAAAACAAUUAUCCCAGAAGAUCCAAUAGUGGCAAUCAAGAGCUAAGGAAAAGUUUGACAUUUGAAGAUGAGAGAUCUCCACAAGCACAAGUGGAUAAUUCCGUUUCUGAUUUACAGGAAUUGGAAAAUGAACAAGAAUUAUUAAAAAGAAUGAUUGAUCAACAGAAACAGCUACAAGAAUUGAGGGAAAGACAGAAACGUGUUCUUGUGUUGCAACAACAAUUAGCAAGUAUGGAAAUGAAUGCUGAAACAUCAAUGGAGGAAAAGCUCUCCAAGCUGAAAACUGCGAAAACUAGAUUAGACGAACUACAAAAAUUAGUAGGGACAAUUAAGUCCGCUGAAUCUGUGAAUGGUGGGGGCGACAGUCCAUCUAAAGAUAUACCCGACAAAAAUCAGCAGGUCAAAAUGGCAUUAGGUGAGUUGAAUGAAUUAAAAACUUUAAUAAACAUGAUGUCAUCAGAACCUGGAAAGUUUAACAGACCACCAGUGGUGACCCUUGAACCUGUUUUCCCAAACUCUAUUGGUGCUGAAGAUGAGAUUGAGCAACAAGAAGAUGAAAAUUAUCAAUCUGUGUUGCCAGAAGUGAGUGUUAUCCAAUAUGCUGAUGAGCAGGAAGAGAGUCCGGCUAAGGGAUGUUCUAAAAGACGCUCUUCAAACAGAAAGAAGACUGCGAAUGCCAGUCCUAAUCCAGCACGAUACCCCAGUCCUUGCCAGAGUCAAAUGGAAAGUGCAAGGAAAAGCCCGUACAGAAUCCAGAAUAGUGGUGCUAGAAAAAAAAUGAAAAGCGUACAAGCAAAAAGUCCUCAGAAGGAUGAGGGUCAAGAAUCUUCAGAACGAUUGUGGGGGGAAAUGAGAAGACAUCAACUUCUGUUAGAGGAGUUAAGAGAGAGGAGAAGAGAGCUAGAAGAAUUGAUGAAUAUGACAAAUGAAAUGAAAGAGGAUGAUGAUGAUGAUGAUGAAGAAGAAGAAAAUGGAGAGGAAUACAAUGAUACUAAUGCGAGUAUAAGAUCAAAUCUUGGAUCUCCAGAUGAAAGUCGUGGAGUUUCAGAUUCUGAACCCAAUAAUCUAGAAACAAGCCAAAGUGAUAGACUUUUUGGUUUAAGCGAACCGGAUACAAGACGUCUAAUUGAUUUAAUCAGAAAUCAGAAAAGUUUGGGUGCGACAACAGAGAAAACUACUGCCACUUGGGGGAGUUCUAGCUCCGGGAGCAGCAACGAAAGCUCAGAUGAUGAAAAUGUGGAUGACAGCAGACUUGCUGAAAACAAUAACACACAAUUCCGAAAUGCUUUUGAGCUGCGACAGAGAGGAAAUGCGCUUUCUAAACCAACAAAUCAAAAUCAGAACAAUUCUAUGGUUCCUGCUACAUUUAGAGAUGCAUUUACCCAACUUGACUACAAAAAAGAACAUGAAAUUGAUUUUAGGCCACCCACACGAAGACGACGUAACAUUACACAGCAGCCUAUAACCCCAGCAAUGGAUUCCACUUCAUUGAAAGGGGAUAUUGGAAAACUACAAGAAGAUUUAUUAAGCUCAAAUGCAACAAUGCAUUUGUUGCUUGAAGACCAAAAAUCUUUAUCACAGUUGCUCCUGAAUACACUAAAUCUUCAACAAACCUCUGUAUCUGGUAAUUUGUGUUAUGGAAUAUCGCCAGAUUUCUUGAUCUACCAACUUGACAACUGCUCAGCACAAUUUGCAUCUAUCUUGAAAGAAACCAAGGAGCUUUAUUGGCAGAUGUAUGGUCUAACAAAGAACCCAGAAAGCAGUGGAAAACCUACAGCAGCCCAAGCCACAAGAACGCCACUGGCAACUUUGGACUACGUUUCUGAACCAUUGACUUCACUUUAUCAAAAUCAGCAAGAUUCUUUCGCUCUGAAACCAACACAGGCUGAGGUACCAAGCAAAGAAACAAUGCUCGCAAAUGCACCUUUCAUGGGUGAUGGUGGUGGCUUUCAAUUCAGUGAAACACAAAUGUAUGCUUCUGUGCAGCAAGAACAAAGUGAAGCCAGUGUUGAUGCCGACAACGAUUUAUUUGAAGCAUUGAGAGAUAGCAUCUAUUCUGAAGCGGCAAUUUUAAUUUCACAGAAUGAAGCACGUCCUCAUUUUUUGAUUGAGUUAUUUCAUAGCCUCCAGCAGCUUGACACGGACUAUCUUCGGCAACAUGCUUUAUAUGUAUUACAGGAUGUAAUGAAAGGUUAUAUUCCAUCUAGUCCAAGAAAAAAUGACAAAGCCAAACAUUCACCCACUAGUUUUAAAAGCAAAAAGAGGAACCCUAAAAAGGGGUCAUUUUCGGAGAAUACCCCUAGUGAAAGUGCCGCUACCAGUGAAGAUGAGUUGUACGCUAAAUUGAAAGCAAGAGCAUCAGCUGACACUGGUUAUGACUUGUCUCUCAAAGUUUCAAGUGCAAGUGAGUUGUCCACACCUUCAGGUGAAGGUAACGAAACAAAUCCAUUUGCUGCUGAUGAUUUAGGAAGUACAGUGAUUCAUCUCGAUGCCGCUUUGAGACAUAUGAGGGAGAUGGAACGUAUGAAGCAAGAAAUUCUGAGCUCUGCUAAUAUUGGUAAAAGAGUUUUAGCUGAGCAGGGUCCAAUUGGUGCAAUAAAAAAGCCAGAUAAAAAUGAAGUCCCACAUCUCAAUACUAAACUACUUAGAGCUCGAAUCAAGCAUAUUGUAUCUGAAGUAAUUCCACUUCUCAAAGCGAAUCAUGAUAAAACAUUGGACAAAAAAUUGGUGAAUGUGUUGCAAAGUAAAAUUGUACAAUGUGUUGGAAAAGGGAUGGAUGAAAAUCGUGGGUUGGCAAACGGGUUUCCGGAAAAUGGUGAGGGAGAUGACGUGGAUAAAGUAAGCAUGGAGAGUUUCUUCUCCGGUCAACUUAACUCAAUUCUGGAUGAUUCUUUCAAGAAAUUUCUAGGACAAAGGAUUGGCUCAUGUGGUGAAGAUUUAGUUGUGGGCCUUUCAGAAGUUCUUUUUAAUGAAUUGGCAUUCUUUUACAUGAUGCAGGAUUUGGAUAAAAGUAAACAAGAUGUGGCAAAACUAUCUGGAGUGCCAACAAUAAAAAUUGAUCAAGAUGGGGAUGGACAGGUUGAAGAUGAGGAAGAAGAAUCUAACAGCCAGGAGGAAGCUGUAAAUGAUGAUGAAGACCAAAACGGGGAGGAUUCAGAAGUCAGCAAUGGUGUUGACGUUCCAGAUUCUGAAUUGCAAGAUAAAUCAAACAUGAAGGAUUCUUCAACGAAAAGUCCGGUUACAGUUGACCUGUCUGUUAGUGAAACAAAACCGUUAACAAGCUAUGGAUCUGGUGAGGAUGAAGAAGAGGAAGGUUCAGGAGAAGAAUAUGAAUACCAAGAACAAGAUGUUCCAACUUCAAUGCAACAUGAUGCUGAUGAUGUAGCACCAAAGAAUGAUGGUGGAAUCUCUGUCAAAAACAUACAGGAGGAGCAAAACAUUGAAAAUGAUAACAAAGAAAAUCAACCUGAUUCUGAUGAAUCUGACAACAAAACAGAAUAGUGUCUCCUGUAUACAUACCUUCAACAAACAUGUUCCAUGCCUGCCUUGGGCUAAUAAGCCAUUGGUAGAUCUGUUGAGACUUGCUUAAUUCUAAAUGAAAAAUUUGCUGUGCACAAGAUUCUAUCAAUUCAUCUAGAUGAAUUUUUCUUCAAUAAUUGAAAUUAAGUUCGAAGUAAAUUGUUUAUGAUUUUCUUUCAAAAUAAUACAAUUAUUUUCGCACUGCUUCGCGAAUUGGAACUGAAGAAAUAUUGAAACAUACUAAUCGAUUUUGUUUUGUAAUUAUUAUUCGUACAAAAGUUGUCCAGGAGCCACUUUGCUUACAAUCUUGGCCCACAGUCAUGUGUAGUUAUUAGUUAUCCUGUAAUAAUAUCUUGCGUUCUUUUUCUAUUUGAUCUAGGCAUUUUAUGAAUUGUGUGGUUAAUAUAAUGUACAGCUUAUUUUUUAAUUUUAGUGUUCUGGAUUGCUACCAAAUGUGCCUCACUUGUUAUGACUAACCUAUUUCAUCGUCAGAAAAAUGUUUUUGAAUCCCUUUUCUGUCAGCAUUUUUCCCGAUCAGACGUAUAUUAUCAGUACCUUCGCACUGGAGCGAGCAGCGACCAAACAUACCGUACCUAAUUUCGUUCAAGGCUGGAAAACUAAAACACUGUUUUUUUACUUAAAACUUAUCAUUGUGAACGAAAUUCGUAAGAUUUUAUAUUUAAAGGUGCUAAUCGUAAUCUCAAAUGUUUCGUUUGACAGUUACAGCCCUGCUUUGUGUUUUCGUUUGUACUGGUAAUUCAUUGUAGAACAUUGUCAAUCAUAUUGUUAAAACAUUUUUAGGCAUUGGAAGUAGGGAACAAAAUUUACCAUUCAAAUAAGUAUUUGUAUUUUAGGAAUUCAAGUAAUGAAAAUGUUUUGUUAUUUUUGUACCAUUCAUCAGAUUACACAGAAUAUUUUAAACAUUUAAAAUGAGUUUGUUGACAUAUUGAUCUGUCAAGAUUAUUCAGACGUGAGUUGUUACAAGUUCACACGAUAUGCUAUUCAACUGAAUAAUAUGACAGAUGAUAUCAUUCUACAGCUUCCAGCAUAAUGGCUCUCCCUAGUUCAAUAUGCUGCCUAUGUUUGGUCAAUAUUUUAUUUGCAUUUUGUUAUCAUUUGUUGCUUUGUUCUAUAUUUAACACUGUAGUCGUAUAUUUUUUACUUUCACCACUGACUCAUUCCAGCUUUGGAUAAAAAUGUUUCGAUGUACGAAAAAAAAUGGGUGAACCUGAUGAUUAGAUAUUUGCAUCAUGCGGUAUACAAAAUGUUUUAUUCAGAAUCCCAACCGUGUUGAUAUUUAUCAGACAUAAAAAUGAUGUCUAAUUUUGAUACAUGCAAUGCUUAUGUACUAAAUGAAUUCAGAUUCUGUAAAACUAAAUUAUAAUUGGCGCAACUUAUAGUACAUACUAAUUACAGACAUUUUACAUAAUUAGUAAAUGUUAAACACUGUCUAAUACAAAAGCUUGUUCAUAUUUGAUUGGUAUGCCAAAAUUAAGUUUUUACAGUUAAUUUGGAUCGAACAACCUAAAUUGGUUUAUUUACAUCAAAAUCCUGUCGUGUGACAAAUGUCAAAAAAAUAUUUAUUCUAAUUUUAUGAAUACUUAAAAAAAAUUGUAUUUUGUUCGGACCGAUUUUUUUGAACAGCGUUAGUUGUGUUGGUAAUCCUUAUAGAGUAUUAGUGUAUGUUUCGCACGGUAUUGUGAUCUACCUAAUAAACCAUCUUUCGAGCUUCAGAUAGCUUGUACAUGCACAUUUCUUGACCAAUGGUGACAUAAGUCCUUUGUCGAACAUUGUAAUUUUCUUGUGUUUAUUUUUGUAUAUGCGUUAUUUGUUUUAUUUUUGUAGAAAUGUAGUGUUAUUAAAAGGCAUAUGCCAA